AUGUUUUCGCCUCUUUCAGAUAUCACCAAUGUUCAAACAGCGCUUUCUGGUAAAUAUGUAAAGAACAAUUCCACUAUUAUUUCAAAAAAGGUUGCGAUCAAACGCCAUAAUCCUUACGGUUGGAAGUGUCUUGAAGAUUCUUUGGUAACUUCAUGUACAGCAUUUCUUUCAGAGGGAGCGAGCCUGAUAAAGAUUCCUGCUAAACAAGAGCUUUUUGCAGAAAAGGAUGAGGCUCCACCAACCCCUACCAUGCCUCCUGUUUGUAACGUACUUGUUCAAUUUAAAUGUCAUCAAAAGGAGUUUUCUUCUCCUUUUCUUGCCGCCAAGGGUCAAUAUGUUGUGGUUCAAGGUGACAGAGGAAUCGAUAUUGGGGUUGUUAUCCGUUUGAAUACUGAAGGUUGUAAGACAUAUGUGGAACGUUCCGGACCAACUGGAAGUAUUCUCCGUCAUGCAACACAGCGAGAGGUAGAUUACUGGGCUACUGAUCUCAAGGAGGAUGAGGCUAUUGCUGUUUCUUUUUGUCAACAGCGUGUCCAGCGUCACGGUUUUGAUAUGGAGAUACUUCACGCCGAGUACCAAUUUGAUAAGAAGAAGCUCACAUUCUAUUAUUCCGCGAAGUCACGGAUUGACUUUGUACAACUUUUGAAGGAGCUUUACAGGGAGUUUGGUUGCCGUAUUUGGAUGGAAAAAGUGCGGAUACAAGACUAA
Molecule: messenger RNA, 708 nt
Organism: Trypanosoma cruzi
Lineage: Eukaryota; Euglenozoa; Kinetoplastea; Trypanosomatida; Trypanosomatidae
Exons: 1
Coding region: 1-708 (235 amino acids)
Cellular component (GO): cytoplasm
Source: RefSeq, a predicted model, not a curated record